AUGCCAGCUCAAGUAUCAGUCAACACAAAAGAGUACACCUUGAAUAACGGAACCAAGAUCCCAGCUGUCGGUUUGGGAACGUGGCAGUCUGAGGAUGGUGACGCUUACAAGGCAACACUUGUGGCAUUAAAGAACGGGUACCACCACAUUGACACAGUAUGUUAUUUCGUAUCAAGUCCCCAAGCCAACCGAGGGGGGGGGGGGGGGGCAUCCUUGUCAUUAUCGUCAUUAUGAAAACUGAAUGAAAAUACUGACACAAUUUCUUCUUUUUUAAAAAAUUUAGGCAUCGGCUUAUGGCAAUGAACAAGAUGUGGGACGCGGUAUCGCAGAAUCCGGGGUCAAGAGAGACGACGUGUUUGUCACUACCAAGAUCUGGAACGAUGCCCACAAGAACCCUGAAGAAUCGCUUGAUCAGUCCUUGGACAAGUUAGGCUUGGAGUACGUCGAUUUGCUUUUGAUUCACUGGCCCUUGUCGAUCGAUCCCGAGACGGAGAAACCUUACGAAGACUACGAUUUUGUAGACACUUGGAAAAAGUUGCAAAAAAUAUACAAGGAGGGCAAAAAGGUUAAAGCUAUUGGUGUGUCCAACUUCAACGUUAAGAAGUUGGAAACUUUGUUGAAUGCGGAAGGAGUUGAUGUUGUUCCUGCCAUCAACCAAGUUGAAGCUCACCCCUUGUUGACGCAGCCAGAGUUGGUGCAGUACUUGAAGUCCAAAAACAUUUACUUGACCGCGUACUCGCCACUCGGAUCCGGCGAAACCCAAUUGUUCAAGAACAAGGCGGUGGUUGACAUUGCCGAGAAGAACAAGGUAGACCCGGCGCAAGUGUUGGUAUCUUGGGCUGUUCAAAGAGACACCAUUGUGAUUCCCAAGUCGGUUACAGAGUCGAGAAUCAUUUUGAACAUCAAGACGUUUACCUUGUCUGAAGAGGAUUUCAGCGCUUUAAACAAUCUUGCAAAAGAACAAGGUGCCGUGAGAACAAACGAUCCAGAAUGGUUUGAUUUCAAUGCAUGA
Lodderomyces beijingensis is the source of this 1012-nucleotide messenger RNA. Lineage: Eukaryota; Fungi; Ascomycota; Pichiomycetes; Serinales; Debaryomycetaceae. The record is from the annotation of a GenBank genome assembly.